AUGGCGCUGAAAGCGAAGAAGGAAGCAAGCCCCUGCGCUCCCAAAGCCGAAGCCAAAGCAAAGGCUUUGGCGGCAAAGAAAGCAGUCCUGAAAGGCAUCCACAGCCACAGAAGAAAAGAAGAUCCGCGCGUCAUCCACCUUCGGAAGGCCCAAGACACUGCGGCUCCGAAGUCAGCCGUGAGGAAGAUAGACGCCAACAAUGCACGUGUGUUCGUUGUGGACGUCAGGGUCAACAAGCACCAGAUCACACAGGCUGUGAAGAAGCUCUGUGACAUUGACGUGGCCACGGUCAGCACCCUGAUCGGUCCUGAUGGGCAGAAGAAGGCAUAG
Molecule: messenger RNA, 330 nt
Organism: Rhinolophus ferrumequinum (greater horseshoe bat)
Lineage: Eukaryota; Metazoa; Chordata; Mammalia; Chiroptera; Rhinolophidae
Product: 60S ribosomal protein L23a-like
Exons: 2
Coding region: 1-330 (109 amino acids)
Biological process (GO): ribosomal large subunit assembly; translation
Cellular component (GO): cytosolic large ribosomal subunit; ribosome
Molecular function (GO): structural constituent of ribosome
Source: RefSeq, a predicted model, not a curated record